This is a messenger RNA of Sipha flava (yellow sugarcane aphid), 1254 nucleotides long. Its product is annotated as acyl-protein thioesterase 1-like. Gene Ontology annotation, cellular component: cytoplasm. NCBI's taxonomy places the organism in Eukaryota, Metazoa, Arthropoda, Insecta, Hemiptera, Aphididae. Gene Ontology annotation, molecular function: palmitoyl-(protein) hydrolase activity; carboxylic ester hydrolase activity. The coding region runs from base 110 to 976 and encodes 288 amino acids. The transcript has 6 exons. Gene Ontology annotation, biological process: protein depalmitoylation. The record is from RefSeq and is a predicted model, not a curated record.
UAAUGUCGGUAACUGGAAUAUUAAUACAAAUGUUUUUUAUGAAGAAAGAUUUUGCGUGAAGUGUUGAAUUUUUUUACCAAAAUCAAGUGUAAUAUACUUAUACGACUUGAUGCACGGAUGUAAUUUGUUUUUUAAAUUUCGUAUCGGAUACAUUUUACAUUCCAUGAAAAUUUUCGACAUUUCUAUGGAUUUACAUAACCACAAAGGUUCGGCAGUUCGAAAACUGGCAUUAGCGCAAAUUAGAUUGAUUAAUUCGCUGGUUUUCGUAUUAAUUGUGUUGACUGGUUAUACGUUUGAAUAUUCUUCCGCAAUCAUGUCCCUUAAUCCAGUGGUUAUAUCUUCAUCUGUUAAACAAUCGGCAACUGUUAUAUUUCUUCAUGGUCUUGGAGAUUCAGGAAAUGGCUGGGCAGAAGCAAUGACACAAAUAAGACAGCCAUACAUGAAAGUGAUAUGCCCAUCAGCGAGUCCAAUGCCAGUAUCUUUAAACCAAGGUUUCCGUAUGCCUUCAUGGUUUGACUUAUUUACUUUAGACGAAUCAGGUCCAGAAGAUGAAUGUGGAAUCAAAGAAGCUGCAAAAUUAGUUCACUCACUUAUUGAUCGUGAAAUUGAAACUUCCAAUAUACCAUCAUCUCGUAUUGCCCUUGGUGGUUUUUCUCAAGGUGGAGCUCUUGCUUUGUAUUCAGCUUUUACUUAUAACAAACCAUUAGCUGGAGUUAUGGCUUUAUCUUGUUGGAUACCAUUACAUAAAACUUUUCCAGCUGCUGCUGUAGGUAACAAAAAUAUGCCCAUAAUUCAGUGUCAUGGAGAUUGUGAUCCAAUUGUACCAUUAAAAUGGGGCCAGUUGACUGCAUCUAUUCUUAAGUCUUUUGCUAAAAAUACCGAAUUGAAAACAUACAGAGGCUUGAUGCACAGUUCAUCUGAUACGGAAUUAAAGGAUCUGAAGAAAUUCUUGGAAACAGUCCUUCCUCCAGUGUGAUUCAUCUUAUCAUUUUAACAUAAUUAUAUUCAUUUAUAUUGUUGACACACCUAGCAUGUGAAUUUAAUAUUUACCUUUAUUGUAGUGUACCUAACUGAAAGUCUCAUUAUAUGAGAUGGUACUUUCAUUGCUGCAUUUAGUGUAAAUAACAUAAAAAUCGGUACUUAUUGGUUGCAUCAUUAUUUACUGUUAACAUUAAAAAGCCAAUACAAUAUGUGUAUUAUCUUUUUAACAGUAAAUUCCGAACAAAUUAAUUUUGUUUGUAAUACCAGUGAAUA